AUGAAGAAAGUCAACUUUGUGUCUGCUGAAGAGAUGGAACCAGUCCAAGAAGGGGAGGAUACACAAUUUGCUGAGGUGUGCUACAUGAGCAAUGGGCAAGGAGGUUACAACAAAGGAUACUAUAAUUACAAGUCCAACCCAGCCAUGUCAUACCGAAACACUGAUGUUGCUAACCCUCAGGACCAGGUCUAUCCUCAACAACAAGCAGCUCGAUCGAGUCAAGCCCCACAACAUGGGUAUGGUCAAAAGAACAACUACCAAGGACCCCAAGGGACUUUUCCUGGACAACAAAUGACAUACCACCAGGCUUUCCCCACCAACCACCCCAGCCUGCACCCACAAGAGAAUGAGCUCAAAGCAAUGCUAAACAACUACUUCAAGGGCAAGCUGAUGGGUGUAGUGGACACAAGCAAGAAGCUAGCUGAAAUAAACUCCAAGAUCGAGAAUCUCAACACAAGGGUUUACUCUCUGGAGAAUCAUGCUUCUUCUGUUGCUGCUGCUACAAAGCAAGGACAACUACCUGGUAAAGCUAUUCAGAACCCCAAGGAACAGUGCAAGGUCAUCUUCACUCAAGAAGGACUUGUUGAAGAAGAGGAUCAAGAAAGGGUCAUUGAAGAGUUUUGUUUACUGCUGAAUGAUGAAGAGAUUGUUGCUGCUGAGGCUCCUGGAGUCCAGAUUGAUCAACCAGAAGUGCAGGCACCUACUGUGGCCAUUCACACUUCACCAGUUGAGCUCGCACAACAAGCUCGAUCGGCAGCUCGAUCGAGUCGAACUCUAGCUCGAUCGAGUCCGACCUCAUCUGUCCCAAAGCCGAUUUUGCUUGAUCCUUACCAACCGGUUGACCCUUCCUCGUCUCGCCUACUUAGUCAAGGUCACAAGGAAGUGAUUCACAAGUUCAGAAGAGAUCUCAGUGGGAUUGGAAUUGAGUUGCCUCCUAUGGAUAGCAUGAGUGAGGCAUUUGAUCAAAUGCAAAUGGUCAAGGAUGUUAUGGCCAACAGUGAUAAAGUUUCAGAGGUCCUGAAGGAGUCUACUCAUCAGUUCAACCUGCUUACUUCACCCACUUUCCUACCAAAGGUCAAGGAUCAAGGGAAAUUCACUCUCCCUUGCACACUUGGGCAUCUUGAGCUUGACAAUUGA
Messenger RNA from Microthlaspi erraticum, 1137 nucleotides. Lineage: Eukaryota; Viridiplantae; Streptophyta; Magnoliopsida; Brassicales; Brassicaceae. The record is from the annotation of a GenBank genome assembly.